Clonostachys rhizophaga is the source of this 1134-nucleotide messenger RNA. NCBI's taxonomy places the organism in Eukaryota, Fungi, Ascomycota, Sordariomycetes, Hypocreales, Bionectriaceae. The record is from the annotation of a GenBank genome assembly.
AUGGAAGACUCUCGAUACCCAGGGCCUGCUGUGGAAGAUGUCUCUCCGCUUGGGAAAGCUCUCCACUUUGAUUUCUCAACGCGUUCUGCACCUAACCGGUUCCUCAAGGCCGCAAUGACGGAGCGCCUGUCCACCUGGCAUACCAAGGACUUGGCUCAAAGAGGCAUUCCGACGCCAGAAAUCAUCAAUGCUUAUUGGAGGUUCGGCGGUGGUGGCAUUGGAAUGAUUCUGACUGGGAACAUCAUGGUUGACCCCAUCAAUAUUGAAGGGCCAGGAAAUUUGAUAGUGCCCGGUGGUGCACCACUAUCUGGGCCUCACUUCCAAGCUUUCCAGGAACUCACAAAGGCUGGAAACCAUGAUGGGAGCUUGAUGAUUGGCCAAAUAUCGCACCCGGGUCGCCAAGGGCAAGACUGCUUUCAGAAAGAACCAGUCUCUGCAUCGACAGUCGGUAUCGACAAGGAGUUCCUUUCUCAACGCACGAAUAACCGGACCGACGAAUACGGCGGCUCGUGGGAAAAUCGAGCCCGUAUCAUUGUUGAACUGGUCGAUUCGAUUCGCGCUCAAGUCCUGAUAUCCUCGGGGUUUGUGUUGGGAAUCAAGCUGAAUUCUGUCGAGUUUGAUACCAAGGGAUUCAGCCCAGAAGAGUGCGCAAAGCUGUGCCAACUCCUCGAAAGAAAGUGCAACUUCGAUUUCAUCGAGCUUUCGGGGGGCACAUAUGAGGAUAUGGCCUUUGAGAGCACAAGCGAGAAUCGACCAAGAAGAGGGAAGCAUUUUCCUAGAGCCUUGGACACUGUGGACGGCAUCGGGCUGGGGAGGCCAUUCUGUGCUGAGCCUUCUUUGGCCCGGGACAUUAUCCAGGGUCGAGUCAAAACCGGCUGCAUCAGGCAAAAGUUUAGUGAGCAGGACUAUGGACUGAGUGAAACAGUCGCGGGCACUCAGAUAUGCCAGAUGGGUCAAGGAAGAGAACCGAUGGAUCUGACCAAGGAUCAUGUCAUUGCAGCCUUUGAAAGAAGUAUGAAGAUUUGGGAGGAAAGGCUUGGCAAGGAUGAUAAGAUGGAGGUGUACGGAUAUGUCGACGUCGAAGGGAUUGACUUGCCACAAUAUUUACGUGGAGGAGCGAUUGAGCGCCUCUAG